Messenger RNA from Phyllostomus discolor (pale spear-nosed bat), 726 nucleotides. It is a transcript of the gene TMEM35A, whose product is annotated as transmembrane protein 35A. Gene Ontology annotation, cellular component: endoplasmic reticulum. The record is from RefSeq and is a predicted model, not a curated record. Lineage: Eukaryota; Metazoa; Chordata; Mammalia; Chiroptera; Phyllostomidae. Gene Ontology annotation, molecular function: acetylcholine receptor regulator activity. Gene Ontology annotation, biological process: positive regulation of protein localization to cell surface; chaperone-mediated protein complex assembly. The coding region runs from base 198 to 722 and encodes 174 amino acids. The transcript has 2 exons.
CAGCGAUUGUUGUAGUGGGAGAGGUAGAAUCUCGAUCUUUCAAUUUUUCUCUCAAGCUCCCCCUCUCCCUUUGUCAUUCUAGUUGCCUGCUGCCUCCGCAGCUUCCCUCUCGCUUUCUCUGCGUUAACUGCCAGCGUUAGACAGACACACAGGGUGCGCAAAGCAGAGGAUUAUUUGGGACCCGCCUUGGUGACUCCAUGGCGUCCCCCAGAACCGUAACUGUCGUGGCCCUCUCAGUGGCCCUGGGACUCUUCUUUGUUUUUAUGGGGACUAUCAAGUUGACCCCAAGGCUCAGCAAGGAUGCCUACAAUGAGAUGAAACGUGCUUACAAGACCUAUGUCCGAGCCCUUCCUCUGCUGAAGAAAAUGGGGAUCAAUUCCAUUCUCCUCCGUAAAAGCAUUGGUGCUCUUGAGGUGGCCUGUGGCAUUGUCAUGACCCUUGUGCCUGGACGUCCCAAAGAUGUGGCCAACUUCUUCCUGCUCUUGCUGGUGUUGGUUGUGCUCUUCUUCCACCAGCUAGUCGGUGAUCCUCUCAAACGUUAUGCCCAUGCCCUGGUGUUUGGAAUCCUGCUCACCUGCCGCCUGCUGAUUGCCCGCAAGCCUGAAGACCGCUCUUCUGAGAAGAAGCCCUCACCCCUUGGAAGCAUGGGAAAUGCAGGGAAAGCUGAGGAGCAGCCCUCCUUAUAUGAGAAGGCCCCUCAGGGAAAAAUGAAGUUGUCAUAGGAAA